This is a messenger RNA of Cornus florida, 766 nucleotides long. RefSeq lists its product as uncharacterized. Bases 179 to 466 code for a protein of 95 amino acids. Lineage: Eukaryota; Viridiplantae; Streptophyta; Magnoliopsida; Cornales; Cornaceae. The transcript has 3 exons. The record is from RefSeq and is a predicted model, not a curated record.
GAUACACAUCCCCAUCCAUAGCUUCCAACUAGUUGAAGUGUGGAUGGUGAUGGUUUCAAUUUGAAAAGCUGAGCUUUAUCUUCACUUAUUUGUCAUAUAUGCUUCUUCUCUAACUCUUCUUUACUCCAUACACCAUCAAAAGUAGUAGUAGUAGUAUAUAGCUUGUGCUCAGCUUUGAAUGUCAUAUAUGGAGCUCAAGCCUACCAUCACACCUAUAAUUCUUCUCUUCUUCCUCCUCACAACCCCAUGUUUUUCGAGAGGCUUAUACCCUAGGGCACUGGAUGUGUCUAAUGUGGAUUCAGGGAUUUAUGAUAUAGAUUAUAGAGGUCCAGAGACACAUUCAUCUAUUCCACCACCAAAUCGAUCCGGUGGUAAUAUUCAUGGAGAAAGUGUCAAUGUGCAGCACAAAGCCAAUGGUUCUGGAGCUGGUAAUGCAGGAGGAAAUAUGAAGAAAAUUCAUGGAUAAAGAAGUUUUGGAAAUGGAGUGUUUUACUAUUUUGGUUGAAGUUUUAGAAAUGGAGUGUUUUUACUAUUUUGGUUGAAGUUAUAUUACUAGAGGUUCAUUCAAGUUCCUUUCUUUCUAAUAGAAAAAUGUUGUGUAUUGAUUGAAAAGAAAUGCGAUCAGUGAAUAGUUUCAGUUGUUGAAUUUUUAUUUUUAUUUUUUAUUUUUAUCAUCUAUCAACUUGUAUAAACGAGGAUUGUUGGAACGUGUUUGCAUUUUAAAGGUUGUAACUGUGAAAUAUAUUAUUAUACAUUUGUUGGACAA